This is a messenger RNA of Magallana angulata, 2123 nucleotides long. Its product is annotated as calponin homology domain-containing protein DDB_G0272472-like. The coding region runs from base 168 to 1985 and encodes 605 amino acids. Lineage: Eukaryota; Metazoa; Mollusca; Bivalvia; Ostreida; Ostreidae. The transcript is spliced from 27 exons. The record is from RefSeq and is a predicted model, not a curated record.
CUGACGUGUGGACAAGUUUCGGCCUGAUCUUGACGGUACAUGAUUUCUACUUUCAUUUUAGUGUUUAUCAUCGUAUUCCCGGAAGGUAAUGUUGUCAUGGAAUUCAUAAACAACCUGAAAGUAAAAUAAGCUUCUAGGGUAUACAAAAGUAAGCACUUCUUCCAUCCAUGCCACCUAAAGAUACGAAAAGGAAAUCAGCCAAUCCGGCAAAGCGAAAAUCAAAGACACCAGGUCCAGAAUUACAACCGGUGGAAGGAAAUGAAUAUCUCCAGGAGUUAUACCAAGGCCAUCUCGAGAAAGCUGAAGAAGAAAAAACGAACCUAGAGACUCUUUUACAGAAGUCUGCAGCUGAAAUUGAACGAUUGAAGAAAGAAUUGACAAAGCAGCAGGGAACUUCACAAGGCAACAGUCCCCAGGACAAGAACCUUGCAGAACAACUAGAGAAUGAACGAAAAAAGUAUGAAGAUGACAUUGGAAAAAUAAAAGAGAAAUACGAAAAAGAACUAAAGGGGAGUAAAGAUGAAAUUGAAAAAUUAAAGAAGGACCACGAAAACGAAAUAAAGAGGCUGACCGCUGGCACGGAAAAAGCCAGAAAUCAGAGCACGGAAAAUCCUGAGGUGGAGAAACUUAAAGAACAACUAGAGAAAGAACGGAUAAGGAAUAAAGAUGAAAUCGAAAAAUUAAAGAAGGACCACGAAAAUGAUAUUAAGAGCACGGAAAAUCUCGAGAUGAAGAAGCUUAAAGAACAAUUAGAGAAUGAACGGAAAAAGACUAAAGAUGAAAUAGAGAAACUAAAGAAGGAUUACGAAAAUGAAAUAAAGAGGUUAACCACUGAAGCGGAAAAUUCAAGAAAUCAGAGCACGGAAAAUCCUGAGGCGGAGAAACUUAAAGAACAACUAGAGAAAGUACAGAAAAGGACCGAAGAUGAAAUUGAAAAAAUAAAGAAGGACCACGAAAAGGAAAUAAAGAGGCUGACCACCGACACGGAGAAGUCAAGAAAUCAAAGCACGGACAAUUCUGAGAUAAAGGCGCUUAAAGAACAACUAGAUAAUGAACGGAAAAAAUCUGUAGAUGAAAUUGAGAAAAAGAAGAGCCAUGAAGAAGAAAUAAAGAGGCUAUCCUCAGAAUUGGAAAUAUUGAAAAAACAGAGUGGGAAUGCUCUCCAAAGUUUAGAAAAGAAAUACGAGGAAGAAAAAAGUCGUGCAGAACAAUUGGCGAACGAAAACAAAGAAUUGCAGGAAGACAUUGAAAACAGGAAAGAACAGUCAAAAAAUAAGAAACAGCCGAAGAAUUUACCUGCUGGAGAUAUUGCAUCGUUGAGACAGGAAAAUGAAACUUUAAAAAAUAGACUCAGUCAGUUGGCAGGUGCCAAAUUAACUGAAGGAAAUCCUAAUAUUGCCGACUUGAGUGACAAAAACCGUCCUACAAAUCUGGCAGAACAUUUCUCAGAACUUUAUGACAAUGAGUGGACGGAUGCAUUAGAAGAAUUGACCGACACGGAAAGUAAAUCUGAGGAAGAAGGGAUUAAAAUUCUUUUCGAUAUAGUUAAGGAUGCCUAUGCAUUUUCUAGCAAGCAGGCGACAUUUUUCUAUGACUCUGUGUCAAAAGGAAUGGAAGGUUUUGGGCUGGAAAACCAUAAUAAAUGGCCACAUGGAUUAUCCAAGCAGGUCAAAGACCACAGGAAAUCAAUUUCAGUUUUAGUUGCGGGGUCUCUAGGCCAGGCAUUCUUGAAAAAUCAGAAAAAGAAGUAUGGCAAAGCAACGGCAAAAUACGCAGAAGCAUGUGCGGCAUUGUGUUUGUAUAUGUGUGUGCAGGACCCUGCAGUGUAUUUUGACUCCGAUAUGCCUAAAGGGAAAUUUGACAAAGAUAAGUACAGGGCUUACACGAAAUCUGGAGAAGAAUACGCUUUCCUUGUUUGGCCCCCACUCUUCCUUCAUAAAGAGGGACCAAUGCUUGGAAAAGGAAUAGCUCAAGGAUCCAAAUAACCAGUAAUUGCACAACAAAGAAGUUUCCAUCGUGUAUCGUCGACACAUAAAUUGAUUUUGAUCAAUUGUAACACUCCCAUUGUAAAUGCUGUUAUCAUAUAGAUUUUUUCUUGUUGAAGCAUAUAAAAGUUAUUUUAA